AUAAACAACAUAUCAAAUCACAAACUAAUGACGACAGACAUGUAAAAAGUUGAAUGUUCGAGGUGAACAGAAAAUAAUAAAAAAAAAGAAAAAAAAAAAUCAAAGUCUGAAGAGUGGUCACAUAUCGAACUUGUGUGUGCUUUGCAGUUGUGCAGUGAAUGUAUUACCAUCAAAGCGACAACAUUAUUAACACACAAUCUUUGAUUAUACGCGAGAAAUCGAAAUUUACCUCAGUUCAUUAACAGCGGAGUUCUCCAUGGUUUUUAACCAACAUAUUUAUCAAAACCUUAACAGUUUUGUUGUCAUUUAAGGUAAAAGACUGGUUAAAGUGUAGUGAUUGUAAUACCGGAUCAUUAUUCGAAUUAUAUACUUGUACUUGAUACAAUCCGAAUGUGUGUUCGGUACGUCAUUACUUGUAUGAUUAAUCGUCGAUAAAAAUUAAGCAAUCGUCAUACGCACCACCGGAGAAAGUACAACCGGACAUUUAUUAUAUACAUCGCGAAAUUAUUGAAUAUAUGAUUCGAAGAGAUUCUUCGGUCGAAAAAAAAGUCAAGUAAAAUUUUUAUGAUUCAAAUGAAAUGACCAACGCUUAAGUAUAAUUUUGUCCAUCGAAGUGAUAGUACUUUUCCUAUAAAAAACAAAACAAAGACGCGAAGAGUUCCAUUGUGAUAUUAUUUACCUUGAGAUUGUUGACCAGAGACAGUAAUUUUGUGUUUUGUAAAUUGGAUCGUUAAAAAUUAUGAUUGCAGUAGAAAUUUGAAGAUCAAAGGCGCACAAGUAAUUCAAUGGAUGUACGUGAAUGUAUUUCGAUAUAAUUUAUUACAUUCAUCAAGCAAAAUGUUCCGCAAACAUUUAAUAUUAAUCACAAUCCUUCCAAUGGUGAUACUGAUCACUAGUGGGACACCGGCAGCGCAUCCGCGCAUCUACAAUCCACAAACGUUUGUAUCACCGAACGAUAUAAACGAUCUUGAGCAGGAACAUGUGAAACGAGCUAUGUCAGAUGUGGCCACAACGAUAAAGGAAGUUCAAAAACUACUUGAGACUGAUCCAACAUUACCACGAUUAACGAGAGGUGAAAUCGAAGAAUUGUUCGAAAAUGUGACGAAAGAAGAAUACGAAAAGAGUUUGCGACAAGGUGACCGCGAUCGAGCCAAACAUAUGAGGGCAUUGAUGUUGGUGCUUCCAUACAACACAAACAAUAAUUCCGAUUUGCAGGAACUGUACACGCGACCACCAGUCACCCGAGUGGUUAACGACGGUGCCAAAACGCAGAAACUGCAAACCAUUGUGGUUCAGCCUGAAGAUGUUGAUCCUAAAUCAUCCGGAAAAAAUGCAACCACGUACAAGCCCACAUUGGUAAUUCGUCGACCCAGCACCCCGCGACCAACAACUUUCCAUCCAAAGUCACCACUCAUCCAAAGACCAGUUGCUACUACAACAACCACAACAACUAGUACUACAACCACAUCCAUUCCAAGCGCGGCAUCUAAGCUACCAACAUACACAGCUGACCGACCACCAGCUCCAUUCAAAACUCAGCCAAUAAUCAGAGAAAACGUUAAGGACUUGCUAGCAACCAUAGGCUUAACACAAGAACUAGUUCCCACCACAACUCCCAAGCCCGAAAUGACGGAAGAGCUGAAAGAAUUGUUAAAAUCAUUCGGUCUUCUCACUAAUGAAGAACCACCAAAACAUGUUGGAGCGGUCGAAACGAUCCAAGAAGAAUUUGAACCGAUAGCAUCCAGUCUGAUUCGAGACGAGCCAACAUACGUCAAUGAAUUCCAGCCGUUACCUUCACCGAAGUAUCGCAUGAACCCUGGACCAGAACUGACACCAUACGACUAUCAAUCGUUCAAGCCGUUACCUAUUCCUGAAGAAUCGCCGGUUGAUGGGGAUAUGGAGGAAUUUCUGAAAUCGUUUGGAUUGUUCGAUGGCAAUGUUAGAGGCAAGAAGUCAUUGCACAUGGAGGAGGACGCGAAUACGCAAUAUCCAUUGGAAAUGCUCAGUGCAACGGAGAGACCUACGUAUGUGAAAAUGGAAAAAAUGCCAGAGGUUAGCGUCGAUUUCCUAGCACCUGAUUUGAUAUCUGUGCUGGAGAACAUUGGUAUAACAAACGUGAAGACAAAUCGCGAAAAAUCUUACGACAGGGGAUUGUUGAAGUAUGACUUAUCAAUGGCCGACAACAGCAUUCGAAGAAGUAGCGAACACAUCGACGAUGAAACAUAUAUCGACAAUGCUAACAAAAGAAGACAACCUGAAGAUGUCACAAUGAGAAUGGCAAACAACCAAGCCCUUACCGACGAAGAUUUUGGUAAAUUACAGCAGCUGCUGGAAACAAUAAAGAAACUUGAUAAACUGAAUGCUACCUUGACGGACGAAGAAAUCGAAUCGUUAAACUUGAACAAUUUCAAUCUUAGUGAAUCGUUAUUAGCUCAGAUGGGUCCCAAUCCCAUCGAUAAUACGGAAUUCGACGACAGGAAAAACGAAGUCAAGCGACAGUCUGACGAGACGACCGAUAGUCCGAAUCCAUUUCGAUUUACUUUGGACCUACAAGCUACAACCGAAGAGUAUAAUGGAAAAGGCGACUUCUUGAAUUUAACAUCAGUUGCAACAACCGCUGAACCGGAAGCGGAGACGACAGAAGUGGCUAAAACUUCCACCACAACAACAACGUCCACCGAAGAGCCAAGGCGUAAUGGUUUAGAGGAUUCAUUCGGUAGCUUGGAUCCAGUUACCGAGGAACCAUUGCCUCCGCCACGACGCAAUGGGUUUUAUUUUCUGGCCGAUUGGAAUUCCUUUUUAGAAGUUGGAGAGGAUCCAGACAAGGUGGUAGUGCGAUUCGAUCCGAAAGUUGGUGAUCCAAGUAGAUUUUUGAAAGUUACUGUGCCGUAAGGAGUGGGCUAACAAGCAGACAGCUCGAGUGAAAUUAAUUUAUUAUUUUUUGUAUGGUGCUAAUUUAGUAGGAUUGAUUCGUCUUAAUAAUAAAGAUGGGAUGACUGUGA
Bradysia coprophila is the source of this 3002-nucleotide messenger RNA. RefSeq lists its product as uncharacterized. The record is from RefSeq and is a predicted model, not a curated record. NCBI's taxonomy places the organism in Eukaryota, Metazoa, Arthropoda, Insecta, Diptera, Sciaridae.